Messenger RNA from Penicillium angulare, 546 nucleotides. RefSeq lists its product as uncharacterized. The record is from RefSeq and is a predicted model, not a curated record. The transcript is spliced from 6 exons. Gene Ontology annotation, cellular component: cytoplasm; microtubule cytoskeleton. NCBI's taxonomy places the organism in Eukaryota, Fungi, Ascomycota, Eurotiomycetes, Eurotiales, Aspergillaceae. Bases 1 to 546 code for a protein of 181 amino acids. Gene Ontology annotation, molecular function: GTP binding; GTPase activity. Gene Ontology annotation, biological process: protein folding.
AUGCUGUCCAUUUUACGCAAAGCUCGCUUAAAGGAUAAGGAAAUGCGGAUCCUGAUGCUGGGACUGGAUAAUGCGGGCAAAACCACUAUUGUGAAAAGGAUAAUGAACGAGGAUGUCACAACAGUCAGCCCAACCCUAGGCUUUAUUAUCAAGACAAUUGACUUUAUGGGAUACAAGUUGAAUAUUUGGGAUGUGGGCGGCCAAAAGACACUCCGAUCCUAUUGGAAAAACUAUUUCGAAAAGACAGAUACCUUGAUCUGGGUUGUGGAUGCAACUGAUCGACUCCGGGUGGGGGACUGUCGUGAAGAGCUGGCUGGUCUGCUGCUGGAAGAGCGGUUGAUGGGGGCGACUCUGUUGGUUUUUCUGAACAAGACAGAUGUUGAAGAAUGCAUGUCGGAAGAUGAAGUGCGAGAGAGGCUUGGUCUGGAUUUAAUCAAAACUCAUAAAUGGACCAUUCUUCCAUGCAGUGCUAUGACAGGGAGGAAUUUGAAUGAAGGGUUGGAGUGGGUGGUACAGGAUGCAAAAGACCGACUUUUCCUCUAUUAA